Messenger RNA from Oncorhynchus nerka (sockeye salmon), 2253 nucleotides. Its product is annotated as adhesive plaque matrix protein-like. The record is from RefSeq and is a predicted model, not a curated record. Lineage: Eukaryota; Metazoa; Chordata; Actinopteri; Salmoniformes; Salmonidae. The transcript has a single exon. The coding region runs from base 1 to 2253 and encodes 750 amino acids.
AUGCCACCCAACAGGACACCAACCACCCAGCAACCAACCACCCAGCAACCAACCAGCAACCAACCACCCAGCAACCACCCACCCAGCAACCAACCAGCAACCAACCACCCAGCAACCAACCAGCAAACAACCAACCACCCAGCAACCAACCACCCAGCAACCAACCAGCAACCAACCACCCAGCAACCAACCAGCAAACAACCAACCACCCAGCAACCAACCACCCAGCAACCACCCAGCAAAGCAACCACCCAGCAACCACCCACCCAGCAACCAACCACCCAGCAACCAACCACCCAGCAACAGCAACCACCCAGCAACCAACCACCCAGCAACCAACCAACCAGCAACCAAACCCAGCAACCAACCAGCAACCAACCAGCAAACAACCAACCACCCACCAGCCACCCAGCAACCAACCACCCAGCAACCAACCAACCACCCAGCAACCAACCAGCAACCAACCACCCAGCAACCAACCAGCAAACAACCACCCAGCAACCAACCAGCAAACAACCAACCACCCAGCAACCAACCAGCAAACAACCAACCACCCAGCAAACAAACAACCACCCAGCAACCAACCAGCAAACAACCAACCACCCAGCAACCAAACAACCAGCAACCAACCAGCAACCGAACAACCAACCAACCACCCAGCAACCAAACAACCAACCACCCAGCAACCAAACAACCAACCAACCAACCACCCAGCAACCAAACAACCAACCAACCACCCAGCAACCAAACAACCAACCAACCCAGCAACCAGCAGCAACCAACCACCCAGCAACCAACCAGCAAACAACCAAACCAGCAACCAACCAACCAACCACCCAGCAACCAACCAGCAAACAACCAACCACCCAGCAACCAAACAAACCCACCCAGCAACCACCCAGAAACCAAACAACUACCCACCCAGCAACCACCCAGAAACCAAACAACCAACCAACCACCCAGCAACCAAACAAUCAACCACCCAUCAACCACCCAGAAACCAAACAACCAACCAACCACCCAGCAACCACCCACCCAGCAACCAACCAGCAACCAACCACCCAGCAACCAACCAGCAAACAACCAACCACCCAGCAACCAACCACCCAGCAACCAACCAGCAACCAACCACCCAGCAACCAACCAGCAAACAACCAACCACCCAGCAACCAACCACCCAGCAACCAACCACCCAGCAACCAACCACCCAGCAACCACCCAGCAAACAACCACCCAGCAACCACCCACCCAGCAACCAACCACCCAGCAACCAACCACCCAGCAACCAACCACCCAGCAACCAACCACCCAGCAACCAACCACCCAGCAACCAACCAACCAGCAACCAACCACCCAGCAACCAACCAGCAACCAACCAGCAAACAACCAACCACCCACCAGCCACCCAGCAACCAACCACCCAGCAACCAACCAACCACCCAGCAACCAACCAGCAACCAACCACCCAGCAACCAACCAGCAACCAACCACCCAGCAACCAACCAGCAAACAACCAACCACCCAGCAACCAACCAGCAAACAACCAACCACCCAGCAAACAAACAACCACCCAGCAACCAACCAGCAAACAACCAACCACCCAGCAACCAAACAACCAGCAACCAACCAGCAACCGAACAACCAACCAACCACCCAGCAACCAAACAACCAACCACCCAGCAACCAAACAACCAACCAACCAACCACCCAGCAACCAAACAACCAACCAACCACCCAGCAACCAAACAACCAACCAACCACCCAGCAACCAACCAGCAACCAACCACCCAGCAACCAACCAGCAAACAACCAACCACCCAGCAACCAACCAGCAAACAACCAACCACCCAGCAACCAACCAGCAAACAACCAACCACCCAGCAACCAAACAACCACCCACCCAGCAACCACCCAGAAACCAAACAACCAACAAACCACCCAGCAACCAAACAACUACCCACCCAGCAACCACCCAGAAACCAAACAACUACCCACCCAGCAACCACCCAGAAACCAAACAACCAACCAACCACCCAGCAACCAAACAAUCAACCACCCAUCAACCACCCAGAAACCAAACAACCAACCAACCACCCAGCAACCAAACAACCACCCACCCAUUUCCCCAAAUUGACAAGUAGUAGGACAGGCAGAACUACAGACAACCAGAACCUUCAUUACUGCACUAAUCUCCUGUCAUUUUCAAUGGGGGGGUUCACUUCAGCCAUAGUGAACUAUAGCCCAGACUGUUAG